UCAGUCUUGCUUUACACUGCUUAGUAAUACAUUUUUAUCGGGAUCUAUACUCACGCUCUAUACAUACGAAAUGCCGAAGACAACAAAGAGUUCUAACUUGCUCUCAAUGGAGCCGAGUACUUUGUCGGAAAACCUUGUAGAAGUCCAAUUUGAGAGCUUUGAAGAAAGCAGCGGGAGAGAGAGCCGAGUAAGCCUUACCACUAAUUUAACGCGCGUACAAAGCCUUGUUUUGGACUACAAACAAUUUAAGGCAGCUCGCACGAUUCAGCGCUAUUGUCGCGGUUGGCUAGCGCGUUGCCCUGAAAAAAUGGAGUUGUCGUCAAUUGUGAUUCAGAAAUGGUGGCGACGUUACGCGGCGCUGAGAAAUCUAAAAAAUGUGGCCGAAAGAGCCCUACAGUUGGCUAUUGUGACCCAUUACGAUAGGGCCGCCAAAAUUAUACAAUCAUACUACCGCGGCUGGUGGUCGCGAAAUCACGUCUUCGAUCUCACAAUGCUCAAAACCGUACAGACUAAUCUGGCUAAGGAGCUCGUUCACUCCCUGGUCAAGUACCUUCACUCGUCCAAGAAAAAUAACGAGCUGCCAGGUGUUUACACGAUUCGAGACUCGCAAAUGUGUUUGAAAACACUGGAUCAACUGAUGGCGACCUUCGGUUAUCGUUACUACAAUUCGCAAGCCUGCUACAGAAUGAACAAGUCCUUGGCGCAGGUGGAACAGGCUCGGAAGAUUUUCAAGGCGGCAUCAAUUUUCACCGAUAUACCAUACCCUGGCUUUAACGACCAGGGGUACUGCGAGAAUCGGAAUUUUUCCAUAAUGAAUCUGAGUGUAACUAAUCCGGAGCAUUUUGAAUUGAUUCACAAGUUCCUGGCAGGCCAACGAAAGAUAGAUAUGCCAGGAGCAGCUCAGCUCGAGCAGAAAGCUGCCCUCUUGGCCGAGGAAAACCGUAUUCAAAUUGAAAAAGAGAAGGACAACAAGAGAAAUAAUUUCCUCAAGCGUGUAUUUCAUGAAAUGAAGAACUGGCACCACCCAAAUGGAGAUCAGAUUUUGCCAAGCGCCAUAUUCAAGAAUACUGAGAUGCUAUAUAUCCUCUUUCACGCCAAAAAGUCGUUGGAAUUGAUUUUUGGCCCACUGGAGCCCUGCGUUUGCCCCACAAAAGAAGACCUCUCAUAUCUUGAAAAUCGUUAACGAAUUAUUGUAUAAUUUGUAUAUUUUCUAUGAACGAACUAUGAGUAUUCUUCAAUUAAUGAGCAACACAAAAUAUUUAAUUAAAUAGAGAGAAUGUUUAAAAAUGUAA
Messenger RNA from Drosophila ficusphila, 1292 nucleotides. RefSeq lists its product as uncharacterized. NCBI's taxonomy places the organism in Eukaryota, Metazoa, Arthropoda, Insecta, Diptera, Drosophilidae. Gene Ontology annotation, molecular function: protein binding. The record is from RefSeq and is a predicted model, not a curated record. Gene Ontology annotation, cellular component: spindle pole. Gene Ontology annotation, biological process: spindle organization; mitotic cell cycle; establishment of meiotic spindle localization.